AGGCUAAGUUAAACGGCGUAUAUAUAGAUAUCUGAUCCAUUUUAUUAAGUAAUGAAUAUUUAUUACUGCUUAAUUACUUUUUUGUACAGCCCCUGUAACAACAACUCGACCACAGAGCACACAAGACCGUGACCACACAAAUGCUCAAGAGAGUACACCAUCUGGUCCUACGACACAAACUCCUACCGAUACUCUUCCAGGCAUGGGUAAAAAGCAAGCCAAGCAGGCCUCAGGCACUGUUACCAUAGUAACCAUAGUUUCUGCUUGCUCCGCGGGUGGCCUCAUAAUUAUCGGUCUCAUCUCCUGGCGCGUGCGCAAAUACAUGAAAAACAGAAAACGGAUUCAUUCCACCGAAGGUAUCAAGGCUGAUGAUGCGGAUCACUGCUAUGACAACCCCAUUGAAAUGACACCGAGGGCGGCAGACUCGGACCACACUUACGAGGAGGUGGGCCAAUCAUCUACAUACGAGUCCCUGAAGCCUGUCGCGGGCCCCCCACAUGAUGCUGCCAAACAAAAAGUUUCUGAGCAUGCGCAAAGCAACGCAUAUCAGGAAUUUGAGAAGCGCCCUGCGGCGAAUUAUCAAGAUCUGGUCCACUGGAAGUACUGAACACAAAACUGGCAUACUGAACACUGAACACAGCUAUUCAAACCGCCACACUGAACAAAGCUAUAACCAACACAGCAUAGAAUAGUCAGCUAUAGUCACAGCUAUAACAAGCACGAAAUAGAAUAGUCAGCUAUAGUCACAGCUAUAAAAAGCACAACAUAGAAUAGUCUUAUGGUUCUGACUUGACUUCUGAUUUUUCAGAUGCAUAUCGUACGUAGCCAUAGUUUUUUUUUUUUUACUAAGAGCUUAUCGCAGUCCGUGACAAUUUCGGGGCCGAAUCCGGCGAUCCGCGAAUCUAUUCACCCCCCCCCCCCCCCCCGAUUAUGGAUUGAUAAGGCCGCGUAUUUAUGGUUAGUUGGUGAGCGUUAAAUUUUUAGCAGCCGCCAAGGUCUGUAUAAACAUUUUAACUUUCUCAUUAUUCAGCCUUAGGUGAGUGUUGUCCAGUAAUGGAUUUAUUAACCAUGAAAUAGUGUGAACACGUGUGCGUGUGGAUGUAAUAUUGAUUUAGAUUAGGGCAUUUUUUUAAUAAAAGAGAAAAAGGA
Nematostella vectensis (starlet sea anemone) is the source of this 1149-nucleotide messenger RNA. RefSeq lists its product as uncharacterized. The record is from RefSeq and is a predicted model, not a curated record. The coding region runs from base 203 to 607 and encodes 134 amino acids. NCBI's taxonomy places the organism in Eukaryota, Metazoa, Cnidaria, Anthozoa, Actiniaria, Edwardsiidae. The transcript has 3 exons.